AGUUGUCCUCUGUCCCACGCUAGUUCCGCGUCUCCUCGGUGCAGUACCUCCGCCUGGCCUUGCGAUCCUCCCGUGUCUGGGCCCAAUCUGUGCGGGCUCCGCCGCCGCGAUGGGCAAAACUGCCGACUCUUGGAGUCCAGAAGCCCGGCCCGAUCCGGUGAGGAGCUUCAAUCGUUGGAAGAAGAAGCACAGCCAUAAACAGAGCCAAAAGAAGCAGUUGAGGAAGCAGCUGAAGAAGCCCGAGUGGCAGGUCGAGCGCGAGGUUAUCAGCCGCCUACUGCAGAACUACGAGAAGAUAAAUGUAAAUGAAAUUACAAGAUUCUCAGAUUUCCCCUUGUCCAAAAAAACAUUGAAAGGUUUGCAAGAAGCCCAGUACCGUUUGGUGACUGAGAUACAGAAACAGACCAUUGGGUUGGCUUUGCAAGGUAAAGAUGUUCUUGGAGCUGCCAAAACUGGAUCUGGCAAGACUUUGGCUUUCCUUGUACCAGUGCUGGAAGCCUUAUAUCGUCUGCAGUGGACCUCAGAUGAUGGGCUGGGAGUUUUGAUUAUAUCACCUACAAGAGAACUGGCCUAUCAGACCUUUGAGGUUCUCCGAAAAGUAGGAAAGAAUCACGACUUUUCGGCUGGUCUUAUCAUUGGUGGAAAGGAUCUGAAACAUGAAGCUGAGAGGAUCAAUAACAUAAAUAUACUUGUCUGUACACCGGGUCGUCUUCUUCAACACAUGGAUGAGACAAUAUGUUUUCAUGCUACCAAUCUCCAAAUGUUAGUUCUUGAUGAAGCAGAUAGAAUCUUGGAUAUGGGCUUUGCUGAUACCAUGAAUGCUAUUAUUGAAAAUCUUCCCAAGAAACGUCAGACUUUGCUUUUCUCAGCUACACAAACCAAAUCUGUAAAGGACCUUGCACGCUUGAGUUUGAAAAAACCUGAGUAUGUCUGGGUUCAUGAAAAAGCAAAAUACAGCACCCCUGCCACUUUGGAACAGAACUACAUAGUUUGUGAGCUACCACAAAAAAUAAGUGUCCUGUAUUCCUUUUUGAGAAGCCACCUGAAGAAGAAAAGUAUUAUAUUUUUCUCCAGUUGUAAAGAGGUUCAGUAUCUGUACCGAGUGUUCUGCCGGCUACGUCCUGGUAUUUCUAUCCUUGCCCUGCAUGGUCGACAGCACCAGAUGAGAAGAAUGGAAGUUUAUAAUGAGUUUGUCUGCAAGAGGGCUGCAGUACUCUUUGCUACUGAUAUUGCAGCCAGGGGACUGGAUUUCCCAGCUGUGAAUUGGGUUCUUCAGUUUGAUUGUCCAGAGGAUGCCAACACAUAUAUUCACAGAGCAGGUAGAACUGCUAGGUACAAAGAGGAUGGUGAAGCUUUACUGAUUUUGCUUCCCUCAGAAGAAAAAGGGAUGGUGCAGCAGCUUCUUCAGAAGAAAGUGCCUGUGAAAGAAAUCAGAAUCAAUCCAGAAAAACUUACAGAUAUCCAGAAAAAAUUAGAAUCGUUUUUAGCUCAAGAUCAAGAUUUAAAAGAAAGAGCUCAAAGGUGUUUUGUCUCUUACAUACGUUCAGUAUAUCUGAUGAAGGAUAAAGAAGUAUUUGAUGUGAGCAAGUUACCUAUACCUGAAUAUGCCCUGUCUCUUGGUCUUGCUGUGGCACCACGCAUAAGAUUUCUUCAGAAAAUUCAGAAACAACCCACCAAAGAACUGGUAGUGAGUCAGGUUCAUAAAGUCAUUGAGCCAAGAGCUCCCUCUCUCACCAGUGAUGAAGUGGAACAGUUUAGAGCCUACUUCAAUGAGAAAAUGUCCAUCCUUCAGAGAGGUGGGAAGAGCACAGAAAGGGCAGAGUACAACCUGGCCAAUGGUGUUAGUGACGAAGAGGAAGAGGAGAAAGAUGAAGAAGAAGCGGAAGAGAAACUGGGAAAAGCCAGAGGGUCUCAGCCUCAGUCUGUCCCUAGCGCCGGUGAAUCACAGUACAAAGAAGUUCCUAUUCAGUUCUUGGGUGGGGAGGAGGAAGAGGAGGAAGAUGGACUUGAUGCUGAUUUCUUUAAGGUGAAGCGGCACAAUGUGUUUGGGUUGGACCUUAAAGAGAACCAAGCAUUACAGAGGCAUGGGGCAUGGCAUGGAGCAAAUAAUGCAUAUUUUCCUGGCCAGCAAAACCAAAUAGUCAACAGCUUAGACAAUUCCAGUGAACUAAUGGACUUUCCUAAGAAGAAAGAACCUUCUAAAUCCAUUGUCAAGAAAAAAGUGACCAAGGUUGCGGAAGCAAAAAAAGUAAUGAAGAGAAAUUUUAAAGCGAAUAAGAAAAUAACAUUUACUGAUGAAGGGGAGUUAGUUCAGCAGUGGCCACAAAUGCAGAAAUUUGUCUCAAAGGAUACUGAGGAAGAGGAUGACACUGGUGGUAUCAACUUAGAUAAAGCAAAAGAAAGACUUCAAGAAGAGGACAAAUUUGACAAAGAAGAAUAUAGGAAGAAAAUUAAGGCAAAGCAUCGGGAGAGAAGACUGAAAGAAAGGGAAGCCAGAAGAGAAGCCAAUAAGAAAGAAGCAAAGGCCAAAGAUGAGGAGGAAGCUUUUCUGGAUUGGAGUGAUGACGACGGUGGUGGUGGGUUUGAUCCAAGCACACUUCCAGAUCCUGAUAAGUACAGGAGCUCUGAAGAUUCAGACAGUGAAGAUACGGAAAAUAAAACUAGUGAUACCAAGAAGAAGCAGGGAAUGAGGAAAAGGAACAACAGUGAAGUGGAAGACGUGGGACCCACAAGUCGUAAUAGAAAGAAGGUCAAGUGGGAAACCGUAGAGCCUUUGGAUACAGGCCUGUCCUUAGCGGAGGAUGAACAGCUGGUGUUGCAUCUGCUCAGAAGUCAGAGUUAAACACUCUUGUCUUCUCCUUGAAGCUUCUGGUCAUGAUGUGCAGAUGAGAAGUUGAAGAGACAAUUGGCUUUGGAGCACUUAGGUAACAUGAGUCCCAUGCCCAAAGGACUUACUCUCCAGACAGAAGCGGCCAUAUCUCUAAGCCCUUUUUAUAGGACCUGCCUGUGCCAUCCCAGAGGGAACUCACAGUGAGGGUGAAUUAUUAAAUUUCCUGAUCCCGUUGUCCAGCAUGUGCUCUGUUAGAUUUUAUCCAUGGGUUCCUACAUCUUGUCAUUGGAAAUGCUUCCUUUGUUUUACCUGCAAGUUCUAGAGACCUUGUUUCAUUGUGAAAAAUGCCCAUCUUGCAUACUGUACAGAAGUUUCUAUUAUUGUUAAAAUUGCUUCUGAUCUUGAUGUAUUUAAUAUUUCUAAAGAGACACAGUAUGACCCAGCCCUGAGAAAGAAUAUUUUUGAAUUGCAACUAUCAAUAAUAAACAUAUUUCCUAUAACAUAAA
Molecule: messenger RNA, 3336 nt
Organism: Manis pentadactyla (Chinese pangolin)
Lineage: Eukaryota; Metazoa; Chordata; Mammalia; Pholidota; Manidae
Gene: DDX10
Product: DEAD-box helicase 10
Exons: 19
Coding region: 110-2842 (910 amino acids)
Biological process (GO): rRNA processing
Cellular component (GO): nucleus
Molecular function (GO): RNA helicase activity; ATP binding; nucleic acid binding
Source: RefSeq, a predicted model, not a curated record